Molecule: messenger RNA, 1419 nt
Organism: Priceomyces carsonii
Lineage: Eukaryota; Fungi; Ascomycota; Pichiomycetes; Serinales; Debaryomycetaceae
Exons: 1
Coding region: 1-1419 (472 amino acids)
Biological process (GO): transmembrane transport
Cellular component (GO): membrane
Molecular function (GO): transmembrane transporter activity
Source: RefSeq, a predicted model, not a curated record
AUGAGUCCAUCAACUUAUCUGGAGGAUGAAAGUUCUGAUGGUGCUGCAUUUGUGCCUUCACUGGUUGGGCCAGAGAAAGACGUAGAAAAGGCCGAAGUUGAAGAGGAUCCUAACAUUGAUGGAGGUUAUGCAUAUUUUAUUAUUUUGGCGUCUUUCUUGUUGAAUUUUUGUACAUGGGGCAUGAACUCUGGAUUCGCUAUUUAUUUUGCAUAUUAUUUGAAUAAUGAUACCUUCGAAGGUGCCACUAAAAUAGAUUACAGUUAUAUUGGAGGUAUGGCGUUUGGAGUUGGGUUAUUUUUUGCUCCGGUAAUUAAUUAUAUACAAGGCUUGAUAGGUACACGGCCAACUAUUAUAGUGGGUAAUUGUCUUCAAUUUACUGCCCUAAUGUUGGCGUCCUGGUCUCGCUCUCUAUGGCAACUUUAUCUAACUCAAGGUUUAAUGCAGAGUUUUGGAUUGGCUUUCAUAUCGUUGCCGUCUCUUAGUCUUUUACCCCAGUGGUUCAAGAAGAAAAGGACGUUUGCAAGUGGGCUCGCGACAGCAGGUUCGGGAGCUGGAGGUGUUGUAUUUAAUUUAGGGAUGCAAAAAGUGUUGUCAAGUCGUUCGGUGUUUUGGGCACUUCGUUGUCAGAGCAUUAUAGGUUUUGGUGUAGCAUGGAUUGCGAUUUUAAUGAUCAGAACUAGAACUAAGCAGCAUCACAUUGAAUUUUCAGUUUGGGACUCUCAAUGCGUCUCCUGUGGUGGUUUCUGGUUGCUUGCAUUUUAUCUAAUUACGUGUAUGUUUGGUUAUGUGAUUUUACUUUAUACAUUAGCUAACUUCACGACUAGCUUGGGAUAUUCAGAAUACCAAGGGUCUAUUGUAUCAGCUAUGGUUCAAGUUGGAAGCGUACUUGGAAGACCCAUUGUGGGUCUAGCAUCGGACAAGUUAGGACCAUGUACUGUUGCAAGCUCGUGCUACUACAUAGUUGCCAUAUUCUGUCUUGCAAUGUGGAUUCCAGCUAGAAAUUACGCUACUGUCAUUAUAUUUGCGCUAAUCGAAGGAAGCCUUAUGGGAACUGUGUAUGGGACCCUUGCUCCAAUAGUUGCCCAUUUAGUUGGCAUGCCAAAGCUCAAUGUCACAUUUUGUAUGUUGUGGCUCUUCGUUGGUGCUGCAGGUGUCUUUUCACCAGUUAUUGGUGUUAAGUUAACGGCUGGAGCUGGAAAUGAGAUUGACCCUACUAGGUAUAGAAAUUGUUCCAUUUUUGCUGGGGUCGCAUUCUUUGCAUGCGCUACAUCUAUGCUUCUUUUACGUGGUUUUCUCAAGGCUCGUGAGGAGCUCAUUGAAAGUGAAAAAGAUGCUGAUGAAGGUGGCCAACUAUAUGUAUUUGUUAAGCCGACUUCUAUGUUAAGAGGUUGCUUUAAAAGGACAAAUACACCUGCAUGA